This is a messenger RNA of Phytophthora nicotianae INRA-310, 517 nucleotides long. RefSeq lists its product as hypothetical. Gene Ontology annotation, cellular component: ciliary base. Bases 1 to 447 code for a protein of 148 amino acids. The record is from RefSeq and is a predicted model, not a curated record. The transcript has 3 exons. Lineage: Eukaryota; Oomycota; Peronosporomycetes; Peronosporales; Peronosporaceae.
AUGUCAGACAAGAAGCGUGAAUCACUAGCGUCCAAGAUCGAUGAGGUUGCUCGCAACCAGAUCUGGCGUGAGCAGCUCAAGACCGAGUAUGAGAUGGAAAGUGUACUGACACCGUUCCAGCUCAACCCGAAGACACUGAGCUCGAUCACCCUCAAGCCCACGCAGACCCACCCAGCAGACUUCGGCAAAGUACAAGAUGACCAGGAAACACGUGAACUGGCCGCAAAACUACGCGCAGUCACAAAGAGACCCACAGAGAAACAAGCCCUACCAAUGACUGAAGCUCAGCGAGUCGGGUGGCUUCACGAUAUGGCGAGCAAAGGAAUCCGAGCAGACAUGCAUCAACGAAUGUUCAAGGGCCGUGGCAGCUGCGAUGUCACCAAAUUCGCCGACACUUACUGCACUAUGGCAGGCUGCAGUCCAUUUGCCGACAAGUCGACUCGCUGAUCCAGGACCACCGGAACAGAGAGAGGAAAAUAACAUGUUAUAACCAACAUAUAAGAAAGGCUACGCCCAA